AUGAGCUUCGAUGGGUUCUCGGCCCACUCACCGUCCUCCUCACGGGUGUCAUCUUCCUUCUACGAAUACACGAGUCUUAGUGAUGUAUCCGAAUAUCGAUCACCUCACAUCUCCAGCUCACCUCAGAUGAUUUCUGUGAAGUCCGAAAAGCCAAGUCCUCCACAAGCAUGGGCUCCGCAAAGCUAUUCUCCUUACGAGGUCCCAUCACUCUACAGCCCGUCGUUAUCGAAUCCCGUACCGGACGAACCGAACGCCUUUUCCUAUCGUCAGUACAAACAGGAACCAUCCUACUACACAGAACAAGCAGUCUUUCCGACACCGUCCGAUUUUCAAGCUCAGACGACAUUCCCAGAUAACAGCAUGAAUCACAGCGAGCGAACAUCACCUCAACCGGCUGCCACAUUACUGGUACCGGUCAGUGGUAAACCAUUGCUAAUAUGCAAGGUAUGCGGUGACAAGGCCAGCGGUUAUCACUAUGGAGUGACAUCUUGUGAAGGAUGCAAGGUAGUUUUACAGUUCUUUCGUGAUCCAGUAAUGCGUAUCGAUUUACGUGAUAGCGCUGGCCGAUGCUACAAACAGAAUCGAAAUCGCGUCAACUUCCUUUUUAAAAAAUGCAUACGUGUAGAAGUGCAAGACUCAGUGCGCUUUGGUCGUGUUCCAAAACGCCCUGUAAAAGAGAUAUCUGAUGUGGACACGUCGGAUUCUGAGGAGAAACCUGAAGUAUCGUCCACUACUUCUCCCGAGCCUCUCAAGGCAGUGCUGAACCAGGUACAUUAUUCACGCAUUUACGAAGCUCAUGAGGAAUUCUCGGCGAUGACGCUGAAACGGCAGCGAGCGAUUUCUGAGCACGCACUUGAUUUCAUCAUUGUCGAGCCGCCAACAUUAACCAACCAGCUGCAUGCAUGGGAGAUCUACACCGAGAAAGUUACGCCGGAUAUCCACAAGACCGUCGAAUUCGCGAAACGUUCAUCAUUCUUCCGGAUAUUUCUGAUUCGCACCUAUCGUGGCCUAUCGUCGCGAGGACUGCUUCUGGUCGACGGCACCUUCAUGCCGACAGCAUUUCUGAGCCUGAUCUUCGGCCAGUUUCUCAACGAACUAUUUGUCUUCUCACACGCUAUGAAAGGUCUGAACCUAAGUGACGAAGUGGUGGCGAUCUUCGCAGCCGUACUCCUCACAACAACAGAAAAUAUUUACUAUCACUCAAAAAUCGAAGUGGAUCGCAUACAGGAAAGGCUUGUUGCUGCGCUGCGGAUGCGAAUCAACGACGAUUUCCCCGAUUCGGUCGUGUUCGACCUGCUGAUGUCGAAAAUCAGCCAUCUUCGAGAAUUG
Ostertagia ostertagi is the source of this 1329-nucleotide messenger RNA. The record is from the annotation of a GenBank genome assembly. Lineage: Eukaryota; Metazoa; Nematoda; Chromadorea; Rhabditida; Trichostrongylidae.